GCAUGAACUCAGCUGAUUACUAAGGCUAAACUCCCGGUAGAUUGCGUUGAUGCAAUUCGGAAAACUUUAAAAAGCAUGACGCAAUUGUUGUUGAGACGACAGUUUGCUGCGGUUCGUUAAACCAGUUUAGAGUGGUGAAAAAUGUCAUUUUAUAAUUAUUUACGAGACCUUUUCAACUUCGGAGGACGAAAAAAUCAACAAAACAACCACUCGCAAUACGGAUUUGAAGACCAGUGGCAACACGGACAUGAGUUUAGGAAUCCAAUCUGGCAGACAGAUGAGGAUGAUGAUGAUGACAACGACGAUUUCAGGCAACGUGGACAGCAAAUCUUUGGCUCCGGACACUUCAACAUUCACAGCAAUCCUUUUGAAAUCACUCAAUACUUUGAACGCCAAAUAGAUGACAUGUUGAAAAAUUUCUUUGGAUUUAGUCAAGAUGGUAUUAUGUUACCGUUCGGUGACAAAGCUCAGGGCCAUUUUCAGGAUUCGAUGCUUAUGGCCCCACCAAAACAAGGAAACUUACGGGAUGAAGUUUUAAAACCAGGUUACGAAAGUCUUGAGUCUAAGAAUUUUCACGCACCUGUCGAAGAAAAAUUGGAUGUUAAUUUGGAUGGAAAGAUUACUAGUGAAGAGUUGUCUCAAGCCUGGAAAGAUCUUUCAUCCUUACAAAGAAAUAAUUCUGGUACUAAUACAUCUCAGCAGCAUCCAUUUUCUUUCCAUUCAUUCGGACAAUCCAUUUCUACAAAAAUUAUUCGCAAGCCAGAUGGAUCUAUUGAACAAUAUCGUACGGUUAGAGACUCUGUAGGAAAUGAGGAAACUACUGUCACACGUCAGAUUGGCGAUAAAUCACAUACCGUCGUUGUAAAAAAAGAGAAAAAUGGGGCGAAAACUGAAACUAACUAUGUGAAUCCCAUCAAUCCAAUGGAACCUAAUCCUGAGCAGACAUUCAUAGGUGUUAUGGAUGAUCAGAGACAGCAGCAGAGUCCUUUAAGCAGCUUUCCAUGGCAUAAGUUUUUUGGUCCUAAAUUGUAGAUUAUAGACUUCUAAUAUAAUAUUUAGGAUCAAAGUGAUGUAAAAAUGUUAUCAAUCUUAAUAGUAUCGAUUAUGUAGUGUAAAUAAAGUUGACUUAUCUCAACUUAUACAAUUACACUGUGGAAGGUUGAAUUACUUGAGAAAAAAACCUUUGUGUUUCAGCUACAAAUUUAUUCACUGCUUUAUAAUCUGUACACCUUACAUAAUUAUAUACAAUCUAAUAAAUCCAUUGGGCUAUUCUGUGUAUAACCGAACCACAUUUCUUCUCAGUAAAAAUAACUCAUUCUAAUCUCAAAAAUAUACUCGUACGAGAAUGGAAUAAUUAGUAUUUGGCCAUUUAUAAAUAAAACUUUUUAUACUGAGAAUAUAUGGUGAAGUAGACCGCAGUCAUGUACAGUGGGUGUCACUUACUACGAUGAGCGCAAGACUCGAUGUCACCUUGAAUGGCCUGGAGAUAUCCACUUCACCGAACAUUUGCAAUAGAACGUAUUAAAAUGUUCAUCAAUCUGAUGAUUAAAUACUUUUAUGUAUACUUAAAAAUUUAAUUACAUGGUUGAGAGUUUAUACAACUACGAUCAAACGAUGUGAAGACACUGCUUAUGAAAUUGAAAUAAUAAAACAUAAUUCUUUUAUUAAUCAGGUAAAGUGGCAACUCUGUGAUAAUUGUAACUUGUUAUUGUAAUGAUUUUUAAUGAAAAUUAUUUAAUGUUACUUAGGGAUAAAUAUUAGCAGUGUUUCAUACGUUUCGAAUCAUGCAACAUCGUUAGUAUCGACAGAUUAAAAAAUGUAUUGUACGAAAAUUAUAAUAUAAUAAGCGAUUGCACAUGUGCAAUAUCUUUUCAUACAUAAAGUUUAGGCACCUCAGUACUCCCAUAAAUACUGUUUUUGACAUACAACGAAACUCGUACGACAUAUACAUAUUAAUAUACUUCUAACAAAAAUACACUAUAUUGUAAUUGAAAAGAGAAUUUACUUGUUAAAUUAUAUUACAAGAUAAAUUUUGAUCACUUUGUAAAUAGGUAUAAUCAAUCAUCUAAAUCGAUUAUUGAUUAGGUUCAGAAAUUUCACAAAAACAAGUAAGUGAAUCAAAAAAUAAAUCCAUAUAGGUGCUUUAUUCCAUUUAAUUUGAUGUAAUAUUAUUAUUAUUAUUUUUUUUAAAUAUAAUCAUAUAUAUCUAUAUAUAUAUAUGUAUACCAUACUAUCGUGAACAAGCGACGAAUUUAUGUUCAAUUUCUAUCUGCCUGUUUGCAACUCAACAGUCAAGCAAAUCAUCAACUAUUUGUUGCCAUCAGUGUUGAAAUAGUUUGUAAGUUCGUUUUUGCUAUUUUGUUCUUAAAGUAACGUGGUUCUUUUAUAUGAAUUAAAAUCUUUUUAUACAGUAGAUAACUAUUUCUUUAAAAGCAUUGCUUGUCAACGGCUUUAAUAUAUGCCACAAAUUAUUGUGUGUAGUUCAAUUAUGUACAAUAUUUAUUAUCAUCAGGAGGAAUCUAUACUUUGGAUUGGUGAGAUAUAGAAAGCGUCAAAUACUGAAUUUCACUAGCGUUCUCAUAUUUUAUUACCUUUCAAUUACCGAAGAUAUAUAAUUUUUAGUUUAUCGAAAAUUCUUAUGCCUUACUGAUUCAUUGGAAUGCAAUUCUGAGUAGGGUUAUGAAGAAAUUAUACUACUUUUAUUUUGGGGUCCUUUUUACUUUCUUUUUGAAGAUCAGAACAAUCACACCAAUUGUAUUUCAAAUUUUGUUAUUUUUCUCGAUUUUUGACAAUUUCUACAUGAACCAAUCACAAUCCCUCAGCAUUUGGCAAUGUCUCCCAAGUACUCUAACUUGAGACAAAUCGCGCCAAAUUUUGGCUACCACAGCUAUGUAUUUUAUUUCCAAAUGAUCUAUAGUCAAAAUGCAACGAUUGUAGAAAAGUUUAGACCAGUCUCUAGAAUCACAGUUUCUCUAAUCUAGGGCAGAUUAAAAGUAAAAGGUAAAGAGUAUAAGUUGAAAAGAUUUGAAAUAACAUGAUUUUGAGCAAAUAACAAGAAA
Neodiprion fabricii is the source of this 3059-nucleotide messenger RNA. RefSeq lists its product as uncharacterized. NCBI's taxonomy places the organism in Eukaryota, Metazoa, Arthropoda, Insecta, Hymenoptera, Diprionidae. Gene Ontology annotation, biological process: negative regulation of apoptotic process; regulation of actin filament polymerization. The record is from RefSeq and is a predicted model, not a curated record. Gene Ontology annotation, molecular function: calcium ion binding. Gene Ontology annotation, cellular component: apical plasma membrane; clathrin-coated vesicle; mitochondrion. Bases 142 to 1032 code for a protein of 296 amino acids. The transcript has 6 exons.